Molecule: messenger RNA, 3183 nt
Organism: Lactuca sativa (garden lettuce)
Lineage: Eukaryota; Viridiplantae; Streptophyta; Magnoliopsida; Asterales; Asteraceae
Source: RefSeq, a predicted model, not a curated record
AUGGCAGAUUCUUCAUCUGUUCAUGAUACCUCAGUUCGUCAACCCUUACUCACCAUAAAACCCCAACAAAACCUAAUCAUUGAUCUCACUCCCUUCGUUUAUGAGCUGUACAUGUUGUAUGUGGUUGAGUGUCUCAAAUACUCACCACUCGUCGAUGCACUGACAAAGGUUGAAGUAGUUCCUAUGUCGUUCUUGUCACUUGUUUACUCUACGGCGUUCUACAACAAGACUAAUGAGCAUAUCCACUUUGAGCUACACGAUGAGAAGGUCUCUAUCUCCAAGAGUCGAUUCUGUGCCCUAAUAGGUCGUUCUCAAGAUCAGUCUCUGGGAUUGUCUGAGCGGAGCGCUGGUUCUGACGGUGCUAGCAAGGCUUUCAUGACGGUGUUGUAUGGGUUGUACAAUGGGCUUAACCUUGACUAUGGGACCAUUAUUUGGCAGCAGUUGGUUCAGAGUCUAGUCUCUUCGUCCAAGCACUCGGAGAUUUCAUGUGGGCGUUUCUGGACUAUCAUCACUAAGUGGGCAAUGGAUCGUAAUCGUGUUCCAAUUAUGGCGGAUUCCUUGCUUUCUUCCAUCGCCACCUUUCAUACGACGAAGAUCAUUGUCACUGAUCCCACAAAGUUCACCUACAUUGGCUCUAUUCCUGAAACCAUGCUCGGUUGUAUCUCAGCAUCAAGCAAACUUCUUCAACAGUAUAGGAAGCGUAAGUCUGUUGGUCCACGUGAUCUCAUUCCCUCAAUGCUUCGCUCCAUUGAAGAAGGUGACAAACCAGCCAAAAGGGGCAAGAAGCCUGAGUCGCAGAAGAAGCCUACUAGGAGACUUAUUCUUCAAUCCUCAAGCGAUUCGGAUUCAGAAUAUGUUCCUCCUAAGCAGAAGAACGCUCCAUCUUCAGAUUCUGAGAAUGAAAGUUCUGAUGAAGAGGCUUCGGGCCGAGGGGAUACUCCGCCUCGCUCCCCUACUCCAGAAAUUCCGGUUCGAUCUUUGCCUUCUUCACCUCCAUCUGUUACAAUUCCUGCUUCUAUCCCUCCUAUCUCUCAAACAACCGCCUCUCAACCCUUCACUUCAAUACCUAUUCCCACUCCCAUUUUCACAAAUACAACUUCUACCACCACUACAAAACCUACAUUCACUAUUCCCAAACCACCUGCAACCGAACCUACUUUUACAACCGAACCUCCUCACACAACCGAACCUCCGCGAACAACCGAAACUCCAGUAACAACCGAACCUCCACCUUCUUCAAAACCUCUAUCCCAAACACCUUCUACAGAAACAACCCCGAUUUUGGGCGGUGAGGACUUGGAGUUCGACUCCACAUACUUCAGUCCUUAUCGAGUACAAAGUGAGGAUGAUGACGAUGAGCCUAUCACCAAAUGUCAUCUCAAAGCGAUCAACGACAAGCUUGAUCAACUGCUUUCCUCAUCUUCCUCAGGAGCCUAUUCAAAUGUUGUGUUAAAGGCCCUAUUCUCUUCACUUGUUGCUGAACAUUCAGCAUCUUUAUCUGAUGCAGCCAAGGCUAUUGAAGCCUCCACUUCUCAGUGUCAACAGACCUCUUGUGCUGUUGAUGCCUCUACUCAGGAGUGCAAGGAAGCGACCACAAAAGUCGAUAAACUAGUCUCUGACGCUCAUAUCUUUUUAGAUUCUUUACAGGCUGUUGCUGCCAAGAAUGCUGCCACUGUCAAUUCUUCUGUAGAAACUCUUCAGUCUGAUUGCUCGAAGGUUGAAGCGGCACGCCUUGCUAUUGAACAGGCAAAUGACAAGUUCCAUGCUAAUGUCAACGAACGCUUAACUCAACUGCAAGCGGACUUAGCUAUGGAAAAUGGGAUUAUGGAUGAGCUUGCCAAACGCACAACUCAGCUUAAAUUGCAAACACACAAGCUGCAAACUGCUACUGCUAAGAUUGAUGACCUCAAGUCAGAACGGGAGAUAAGCUCAGAUAAGCUCAGACCGACACUGGACGUUCUCAGCCGUAUCGAGGGUGUUCUGGUGACCGGGGUCCAACCGCAACAAGGGGGAGAAGAAGUGUCUAAUCCAAAAGAGAAAGUGCAACCUCCUCCCUCUACCUCAAAACCAUCUGCUAAACCGAAGGAUAAUGUAGCUUCGGUAAGUAACAAAGAGAAGAAGAAGAAGAAAAUCGGUGAUGACGACACAGAUCAUGAAGAUGAUGAUGUCUAUGCCGAAAAUCCAAAGAAUCCCUUCCAGAAGGUUAAGACUUCUGAGAAAGAUCUGGAAGAAAGUGUCAAGAAACACCAGGCUGAGCUAGAACAGAAGCGAAAGGAGGUGGAGCUUCUAGAAAAGACAAAGGCUUUGUUCCUUGUAUGGACAAAGGAUUCGCUUCAGAGGUGUGCAAUUGACGAGCCUGCUAUUCUAUGGCUCGAGCCAAUAAUUUCAUUUAGCCUUGACAACUCCAAGGAUGCGCAGUUCGAUAUGCCAAUCACCCGAAAGGCAUUCAUCUUCCACUGUUUCAAUUCGACUGCUGCCAUUCCAUCUCCAGACCCGAAGAGUUUUGAACUCAUCACAUCCUCAAAGGAAGAAGAAAUUCCACGAAUAGUUGUUGAUCAAGUGUUUGGUGAUACACAAAAGUUCGAAAAAGUAACGAAUGAAAAAGGCGAACAUUAUCUUGAAACUAACACGGUGGUUUAUCCAAAUUUCAAAUGCACAGAUGAUGUCAUUUUUCCAAAUCAAGUUUUUGUAACUACAGGUAAUGUUGAGAAUAUUAAACCAGAGUUAAAGAAGAUGAUUGAAGAGGAUAAUUCAAAAACAACUGAGGAAGAUCAUGCAGUUGAUGCUGAAGUUCAUGCUCCUGAUAAUCACAUACCAGAAUUUGCAAAGUUAACUGAUGAAUCUACAUCAACUUCACAACAAAGCGAAAGUAUGCAAAAUAGUCCAGUGGAGGGGGAGCAAUUGGAUUCGAAUACUUUAAAUAAUGAAGAGCAUUCUUUCGAGGGGGAGAAAGAUCAAAUGAAUGCUAAAGUCGAGGGGGAGCAUGUUGUUGAGGGGGAGCAUAAUUUUGAUGAUGCUUGUUCGAAUGCAGGCUCAGAAAAUGAAGAAAUAUAUGAAGAUGCACCUUUGGAAUUUGAUCCAUCAUAUCCACCAACCGAAAAAUGGACAAGAGAUCAUCUGAAGGAUCAAAAUUUUAUUGCAGAUUAUGAUGAUGAUUCAGAGGGGACAAUGCAAGCAGUAUAA